Messenger RNA from Saitoella complicata NRRL Y-17804, 399 nucleotides. RefSeq names its product PWI domain-containing protein. The transcript has 2 exons. The annotation marks the transcript as partial. Lineage: Eukaryota; Fungi; Ascomycota; Saitoellomycetes; Saitoellales; Saitoellaceae. Gene Ontology annotation, cellular component: spliceosomal complex. Gene Ontology annotation, molecular function: RNA binding. The record is from RefSeq and is a predicted model, not a curated record. Gene Ontology annotation, biological process: mRNA processing; regulation of mRNA splicing, via spliceosome.
AUGAGUAACUUUAGAGGCAUAUCCCUCGAGCAAGAUGGCCGCUUCACCAACGCCGAAGCCCGCUUAAUGAAGACCAUGUCCUUCCCUCCCGAAUUCAAGAUGAAAGUGGAUAUGUCCAAAGUCAACUUGGAGGUCAUCAAGCCAUGGAUCGAGGAUAAAGUCAUUGCGAUGAUGGGAGUUGAGGAUGAUGUCGUUGUAGAUUUUGCGGUUGGGUUGUUGGAAGAGAGUGGAUCGCCCGACCCACGAAAGAUCCAGAUCAGCUUAACCGGUUUCCUGGAGAAAAACGCCCCGGCAUUCACAAAAGAGCUCUGGAACCUCCUACUCUCCGCACAAGACAACCCAACCGGAAUCCCAACCGAACUCAUCGAGCUCAAGAAAGCCGAGAUGAGAGCCCGAAAA